ACGUCAGUUUGUAUUUAUGAUUUUGAAUUUUACGAAAAGUUUGUUUUGUUUGUUUUAAGUUUUAGUGACUAUAAACCUAAAGAAAAAUGGAAAAUUCUGUUACUGAAAACGAUGAACAAAAGUCUUUCAGAUCACCGCCCCGACGGAGACGUUCGACAUUCUUCGAAAGACGCGAUUCGUUUGUGCCACAGGCGUUUACCGAUAAUAUUGAUUCAAAUAUUUGCAAAAAGUUAAGUGAAAUGGAUGAUAAACACACUCAGGACCUUUUUAGGUACCAUGAUAAUCUUGUGGCCGAAAAAGACCAGUGGAAGAUGGAAGUCAAUCGCAGACGUAACAAAUAUCAUGAUCUAAAACAACAGUAUCAAAUGGCACUAACAGCUCCAAGUAGAACAAGAAUUUCAUAUUCAUCAUUAUCCACUGAAGAUAUAGAAUUUUUAAAAUCAAAAGUAAAUGUAACAAAAAUUGUGGACAGCCAGCUGAAGUUACACCAAAGUGUAAAAGAAACACAGGCACUGUACCGAAGAGCAAUGGAACUUGAUAAUGUGUUGUUGAAUCACUGUGAAGAGAAAGUAAAGGAAGUUACAGAUUACAUUCUAGAAAAUAGUACAAUUGAACCUAAAGAAUGACCUAUGAUAUUGUUAUGUCAAGAAGAUAACAACUGUUAGAAAUAUUUAAAGUUUAAAAACACUUAUGACUACAUGUUCAUGUUACUUCUGUUAUAGAAGUGAUUGCAACAAAUAACUGUUUGUUGAACUUUGUCCAUAUUUGUGUAACUGAGUUAGAUCACCAAGAGACACAGUUGCUCAGAAACAGAUAUUCUUGUAAUAGACAUAGGUCAUGUAUAAAUGAUUCAAUCCUUCACAUUCAAAAAUUUAUAUUCAUUUCUAUUGUGACUUCCUUAUUGUUAUAUAAUAAUUAAAUACCACCUGUUAAGCGCAAAUAUAAGUCUUGCUAUUAAUAAGUUUGAAAUAGCCCUGAUAACUCGUAAAUGCCAACUUUCUUCAAUUAUCCAGAUGUUUUGAUAUUAUUUUCUGGUUUGUUGGAAAUAUUAUGAGUGAAAGGUGGAUGGUAACUGAUAUAAUUACUGUGAAUAUGAUUUUAAUAGAAUGUAAAAAAGAUGUAAUAGAAAAAUUUUAUGUAUCUUUUUACCUUUUUAGUGUUAAAUUAAUUUCUUAGUAUUUAUACAAUUAUAAAUCAGUAAACUUCUAGAGCUGAUAAUGUUUUA
Nymphalis io (European peacock) is the source of this 1225-nucleotide messenger RNA. RefSeq lists its product as uncharacterized. The record is from RefSeq and is a predicted model, not a curated record. The coding region runs from base 87 to 626 and encodes 179 amino acids. The transcript is spliced from 4 exons. Lineage: Eukaryota; Metazoa; Arthropoda; Insecta; Lepidoptera; Nymphalidae.